This is a messenger RNA of Ipomoea triloba (trilobed morning glory), 3506 nucleotides long. Its product is annotated as probable LRR receptor-like serine/threonine-protein kinase At3g47570. The record is from RefSeq and is a predicted model, not a curated record. Gene Ontology annotation, biological process: protein phosphorylation. The transcript has 4 exons. Gene Ontology annotation, molecular function: ATP binding; protein kinase activity; receptor serine/threonine kinase binding. NCBI's taxonomy places the organism in Eukaryota, Viridiplantae, Streptophyta, Magnoliopsida, Solanales, Convolvulaceae. Bases 14 to 3433 code for a protein of 1139 amino acids.
CAUACAUACUAACAUGGAGAUCAGAAAGUUAUCUUCUCUGUUAUCCUGGUUGUUUUUAGCAAUGGCUUUCAUACCAAUCAUACCCUGCGAUACAGCCACCAACAUCACCACUGAUCAGUCCUCUCUUCUUUCUUUGAAAUCCUACACCACCUUAAGUCCCAACCAUACAUUGGCAAACAACUGGUCAAUCACUACUUCUAUUUGCAACUGGAUUGGAGUUGUUUGUGGAUCCAAACACCAUAGAGUGGUCGCAUUAGACAUAUCGAGUAUGGGUAUCAUGGGUACACUUUCUCCACAAUUAGGCAACCUCUCAUUUCUUGUUUCUCUAAACAUAAGUUACAACAGUUUUUAUGGAAAUUUGCCUAGAGAAUUAGCUAACCUACGCCGACUACAAUACAUAGAUUUUGGUUACAAUAACUUUAGUGGGAAAAUUCCAGUGGAGUUGGGCAAUCUUGAGAAUGCAAAAUGGUUGAUAUUGAAAGUUAACCAACUUGAUGGUCCUAUCCCCUUCACCAUCUUCAACAUUUCCACAUUACAAAAUUUGGUCCUCAACAAUAAUAGCCUAUCUAGCUCUCUUCCCAUGAAGCUAUGUCAACAUGCUACAAGACUCAAAGUGUUUCGCCUGCACUUCAACAAGUUGAAUGGUGAAAUUCCAAAGAAUUUAUCAAGUUGCUCAAAACUUGAAGAUUUGAGGUUGAGUAACAACAAUUUUGUCAGGACAAUUCCUAGAGAGAUGGGGAGCUUGAAUAUGCUUCGGAUAUUAAUGCUCGGUAAUAACAACUUAGAAGGAAUAAUACCCGAAACAAUAUUUAAUAUUUCUGCACUAACAUAUAUAAGCAUGGAAAACAACAGUCUGUCUGGUAUUCUGCCACCAAACAUGUGUUCACAUCUUCAAAAGCUUGAACAACUUUACUUGUAUACGAACAAGCUAUAUGGCAACAUUCCAAGGAGCAUAGGUGAAUGCUCUAACCUUCAAUAUCUUCAUAUGUGGGAGAAUCAACUAAAUGGGCGAUUACCAAGACAGAUUGGGAAUUUGACAAUGCUAAAGGUUCUUAUUCUUGAUAAGAAUUUCUUGUCAGGUAAAAUACCAAGAGAGUUGGGCAACCUUGAUAAGCUAGAGAUCUUUUGGUCGGAUAACAAUAGAUUAAGUGGUUCUGUUCCAUGGGAAAUCUUCAAUAUGUCGACAUUGGAAAAACUAUCACUGGAAUAUAAUAAUUUGUCAGGUACUCUUCCUCCAUCUUUAGGUUAUUGGCUUUCCAAUUUAAAAGAAUUGUACCUUCGCAAUAACUACAUUGGAGGAGUUAUACCAGCCCAAAUCUCAAAUGCUUCCAACCUUGCUGUUAUUGAAUUUAGCCAAAAUCAAUUCACAGGCUUCAUUCCAAAUUCCCUUGGAAACUUAGCACAGCUCAAUUUUCUAAGUUUGGUUGAGAACAAUCUAACCACUGAUCCUCAAUUUAGCCUUAUGAUUUCAUUGGCAAACUGUAGAUACAUCCACACAAUAGAGUUAUCAACUAACCCUUUAAAUGCCUUGCUCCCAAAUGCAAUCAGCAACCUCUCCACCACUCUCCAAUAUUUCAUCAUAGAAAAUUGUAACAUCUGGGGACGAAUUCCACAGGGGAUUGGCAAUCUAAGUAGCCUAUUUUUGUUGAGUUUUUGGUCCAAUGACAUUAUAGGAAUUUUGCCGACAACCAUUCAGGCUCUUCAGAGUCUUCAGCUGCUGGACAUAUCAGAGAACAGAUUAUUAGGAUCAUUUCCAAAUGUGAUCUGUGAACUACAGAAUUUGUUUUGGAUAAGUUUAGGAAAAAAUAAAUUUUCAGGUCCAAUCUUAGAUUGUUUAGGGAACAUUUCUUCCCUGAGAGAGAUUUAUCUAUAUGAAAACAAAUUCACUGUCUUCCCUCCUACCCUAUGGAGCCUUGAAAAUCUUUUGAGGCUGGAUUUGCAUUUCAAUAACUUGAGCGGUUCACUACCUCAAGAAAUCGGGAACGCAAAGAAGACAAUACUUAUUGAUCUCUCAUAUAACAAUCUAUCUGGAGAAAUUCCGAGUAGUAUUGAAGGUUUGACAGAAAUAAUAAAAUUUUCUGUAGCUCAUAACAAAAUCCAUGGUUCUAUUCCUGACACAAUCGGCAAACUCUUGGAUCUACAUUCAUUGGAUCUUUCUGAUAAUAAAAUCUCCGGAAUGAUUCCCAAGUCAUUAGAGGGACUUGUAAGCCUGAGCUAUUUCAAUGUUUCAUACAACAGAUUAAAUGGAGAAAUUCCAAGUGGAGGCCCUUUUGCCAACUUCACUUUUGAAUCAUUCUUGGGGAAUGAUGGUCUAUGUGGUACUUCUCGGAUGCAUGUCCCACCUUGCCCUGCUAAUACUCCUCGGAUGCAUCAAUCAAUCAAGAACAAAUUGGUUCUCAUUGCACUUGUCUCGUUGGCAGUUCUUAUAGUGCUAACUGCCUCUGUUUCUGUGCUAUGCAUAAUCUUCAAGAGGCAUAGCAGGGAGGUUCCAAAUGAACCAAACUUGCUGUCAGAAAUAUCACCUGCAAAAUUUUCGUACUAUGAACUCCAACGAGCAACAAAUGGAUUUGAUGAAAGCAACUUGCUAGGUAGUGGAAGCUUCGGAUCAGUUUAUAAAGGGAUUUUAACAAAUGGGAUGCAUGUAGCUGUCAAGGUUUUUCGUUUGAUACAUGAAGGUGCAAAUAGGAGUUUCGAUAGUGAGUGUGACAUUCUACGCAAUAUUCGUCACAGAAACCUCACAAAAGUCCUUGGUAGUUGCUCCAACUUGGAUUUUAAAGCAUUGGUGCUACAGUACAUGCCCAAUGGGUGUUUACAUAAGUGGUUGCAUUCUCACAAUUAUUUUUUGGAUAUGAUACAAAGAGCUAGUAUAAUGAUAGAUGUGGCAUAUGCUUUAGAAUAUCUCCACUAUGACUACUCCAAUCCUAUUAUUCAUUGCGACUUGAAACCGAGCAAUGUCUUAAUAGAUGCUGAUAUGGUGGGACAUCUAUGUGACUUUGGUGUUGCAAAGCUCUUAGGAGAUGGAAAUUCCAUUGCCAUUACAAACACCCUAGCAACAAUUGGUUACAUUGCUCCAGAGUAUGGACAGGAAGGUCUUGUAUCUACACGUAGCGAUAUGUAUAGUUAUGGCAUUAUGUUGCUUGAAGUUUUCACAAAGACUCAACCUGGAGAUGAAAUGUUCAGCGAAGAAUUAAGUCUGAGAAGUUGGGUGCACAGUGCACUUCCUACAAACAUUGGUAUGAUUAUAGAUCCAAAUUUACUUGGACCAGACGAAGAAAAGUAUAAUGAAAAGUUGCAGUGUGUGUCGGCUAUCUUUGAGCUAGGCAUGAAAUGCUCAGCACAAUCCGCUCGAGAAAGGAUGACCAUCAAAGAUGCCUUACCAGCACUAGAAAAGAUCAAAGUUCAACUUCUUUCGCUUUAUCAAUAUUCAAAGUAGUAUGUUAGCAUCUUCCGUUGUAUCUUUCUUGGAAUGGAAAUAAAUAAAGUGCGGCAGAUACACCUUUGUGCAA